AUGUCAGACCAUCACCGCGGCCGACGCCGCAACCAUCGCGACUACGACUACGACUACGACAAUGCGUACUACGACGACUACGAGUCCCGGCCAAGACGGCAUCGAUCUCUCGGCCGACAAGCAUUAGGCAAGGUUGAAGAUGCCAUGGCAGGGCUUGGCCUGGACGACAAGCAUCGAUCUUAUUCUGGGUCCAGACACCACUCCCGAGGGUACGACAGAGACUACGACGACUUCGACCGAGGUCAUCGUCACCGACAUUCUUCCCAUUACCACUCCGGAUCCCACAGCCAUCAUAGAGAUCACAGCCGUCGGUCGUACCGUGGUGAUGAUCACUACACCACUUCUUCUCGUCGUGCACACAGCUCAUCGCCCUCCAGACGUUCCCGUCACCGGAGCAGCCAUAGAAGUUCCUACGCUGAUCCGGCAACAAGGAGUCGCAGCAGGGCUCGAAUGGACAAGGGCCUCAAAUCAGCUGUUGAUGCAGCGGCAAUCGAGGCUUUUCGCGUGAGGAACCAGCCUGGGUCUUGGACAGGUGCGAAAGGCGCUAGAGUUGCGACAGCAGCUCUUAGUGCUGCUGCUAUUGGGGCCGCGGCAGAGAAGAGAAAGGAGGAAAAUGGCAGUACCAAGAUGGGCACUGUAGGGAGUGCACUAGCUGGUAUGGCGGUGAACCGGUUGGUGAAUGGACCUCGAAGGGAUAUGUAA
This is a messenger RNA of Podospora pseudocomata, 702 nucleotides long. RefSeq lists its product as uncharacterized. The coding region runs from base 1 to 702 and encodes 233 amino acids. The transcript has a single exon. Lineage: Eukaryota; Fungi; Ascomycota; Sordariomycetes; Sordariales; Podosporaceae. The record is from RefSeq and is a predicted model, not a curated record.